CUCAGUGAAAACAGUCACGAGCUUCGAACUAGCAGUAGCAGCCAUCCUCAUCCUUUCAUCGUUGACCCCUCACACCCGCCCGAGUCUGCCUGAGUCCGGACGAAGACACACUACCCUUGGCAUGACUCGCGCGGUCCAGAACUACUGGGGAGAGCAUAGCCGACACCGUCCAUAAGUGAAUAGGCACCCGGCACAACGCCCAUGGCCAUGACCAUGGGGCAUGGGCAUGCAGGAUGGCCCCGCUUUGUGCCAGCAUUGCUUGCCGUAAUGGCCUAGGUUAAGCUUGGGUUCGGAAGCUAUAGGAUACGACACGUCUCUACUUUGACGCGUGUGCUCGUGCAAUAUCGACAACAUGGCAUUUGCUUUGAAGGGCGUUGCGUACAUCACCGGCGCUGGAUCAGGCAUUGGGCAAUAUACGGCCUAUGCCCUCGCACGACAAGGCGUUCGCUCGUUUGCGCUUCUUGACCGGAAUCCCAUCUCCCAAACAGUCAGCGAGCUCAAGCGGAUCUCACCAGACAUAUCCGUCAAAGAAUUCGAGCUCGAUGUGACCAAUGAGAAAGCCAUCGAUGACAGCAUUGAGAAGACGGUCAAGGAGUUUGGACGAUUGGACUAUGCAGUCAAUAAUGCUGGAAUUGGUGGCAUGAUCAAAACCACCGACCAAAUACCAAAGGAUGAUUUCGAAAAAGUCAUGGCAGUCAACACUACAGCUGUCUGGACAUGUCAGCGCGCCCAGAUUCGACAGAUGCUGAAGCAAGAAAAGCUCACAAACUCAUACCGCUCGUAUCGCGGUUCCAUCGUCAAUGUGGCCUCCAUGUACGGACUCGUCGCACCGCCGGACAACGUGCCCGUAACAGCGUAUGCUACUAGUAAGCACGCCGUGAUCGGGUUGACCAAAUCAGACGCCCUUGCCUUUGCGCAUAGGGGCAUCAAGAUCAAUGCGAUUGCACCAGGAUACGUCUUGACUCCGCUGGUGCAGCAGACCAUGGGCCAGGGCGACAUGAUGGAGGUUGAGAGGAAGAAGGUGCCUGUUCAUCGCUACUCGGAGAUGGAGGAGAUUGGCGACUGUAUUGCAUUCUUACAUUCCGAUGCUGCAAGCUACAUGGUUGGUGCAACACUCGUUGCAGAUGGCGGGUACACAAUUGUAUAGCAGUUCUUACAAAUGACGUCUCACUUUCAACCCCAUGAUCGCUAACCUAAAUAUUACUUCGCAAAUGAGAUAGAUUCGCCAG
Cucurbitaria berberidis CBS 394.84 is the source of this 1229-nucleotide messenger RNA. Its product is annotated as oxidoreductase ucpA. Lineage: Eukaryota; Fungi; Ascomycota; Dothideomycetes; Pleosporales; Cucurbitariaceae. The transcript is spliced from 2 exons. Gene Ontology annotation, molecular function: oxidoreductase activity, acting on the CH-OH group of donors, NAD or NADP as acceptor. Bases 353 to 1147 code for a protein of 264 amino acids. The record is from RefSeq and is a predicted model, not a curated record.